This is a messenger RNA of Gymnodraco acuticeps, 2217 nucleotides long. It is a transcript of the gene rcvrna, whose product is annotated as recoverin a. The record is from RefSeq and is a predicted model, not a curated record. Bases 26 to 637 code for a protein of 203 amino acids. Lineage: Eukaryota; Metazoa; Chordata; Actinopteri; Perciformes; Bathydraconidae. The transcript is spliced from 3 exons. Gene Ontology annotation, molecular function: calcium ion binding.
UACAUUUGUGAAGUCUGUUUGCAGGAUGGGGAAUACUAAGAGCAGCGCGUUGUCAAAAGAGCUCCUGGAGGAACUGAAAUCCAACACGAAAUACUCAGAGGCCGAGCUCUGCACCUGGUACCAGACCUUCCUGAAGGAGUGCCCCGGCGGGAAGAUCAGCAAGCAGCAGUUUGAAGGCAUCUACGCCAGCUUCUUCCCCAAUGCAGACCCAUCGAAAUAUGCACAGCACGUUUUCAGGAGUUUCGACACCAACGCAGACGGCACUUUGGACUUUAAAGAGUACAUUGUUGCUCUGCAUCUCACGUCAGGGGGGAAGACGCUGCAGAAGCUGGAAUGGGCCUUUGCUCUGUACGACGUUGACGGGAAUGGAAACAUCAACAAAAGUGAAAUCCUGGAGAUUGUUAGGUCAAUAUUCAACAUGAUUCCUGCUGAAGACCAGAAGGUCCUCCCCGAGGAUGAAGAUUCACCAGAGAAGAGGGCGGACAAGAUCUGGCAAUUCUUUGGGAAGAAAGAAAACGAUAAAAUCUCAGAAGGAGAAUUCAUUCACGGUGUGAUGGACAACAAAGAUAUCCUGCGAUUGAUACAAUAUGAUGAGCCUCAGAAAAUUAAAGACAAGCUGGCGGAGAAAAAGCAAUAAUAUAUAUUGUUUAAAGCCCCCUCAUGUGAUUUUAAGUUUUUUCUUUUUCCGUUUACAUUUAACAUGAUAUGACUGCUUGCCUGCUUGUGUUACUCACUGUCUCUCCCUCUGCGUCUCUCACUGUUUUAUUUUUUAUUAUUUCAUUAAUUUCUUUGGGUCUUUACCAGCCUGGUAGUGUUGUAUUUCAUAUUUUUUCCCAGUAAGAAAUUAAAUAAUUGUAUUUAAUACCAAACAACAGAAGCUAAAAAACUGUUGAAAUGGCCAUUUAUGCCAUGGGCUUCUAAACUUUGUGCAGUUAAAACUGGAUUUGUGAUAAACAUGCACUCACUAAUAGUGAUACACUGUCUCUCACAAAGCCAAAAUACAGUAACUUACAAUUACGAGAUCAUACUAUUGAGUCUAUCAUUUUUGGGACAACGUCAUGAAAAGAACUAAAGAAAGUUACACUUAAUAGGCCUAAAUGGCUAGCUAGCAGUUUAGCAGCAACUGCCGCCCCCGCAACUUCCUGAUUUACCCACUUUAAUAAAUGAGUUUGUUAUACCACAUCAUUCAUACACCAGCUUUAUCUUAACUGAAAUGUAGGGUAAAAGGGUAUACCAGUUAAGCUAGUUUGACUAAAUGCCACUUCUAGCUAGCGGACUAGCAGUGCGUUCCAUCAGUCAGAAGAAGAUAGAGCCUCUGACUGGUGGAAAACAUGUGAUUUCAUGUGGUUAUACUACAUUUAAAAUACCACUUUUGUGUAAAAUGAAACAUGAAUGUAUUACUAACAUUGAAAAGCAAGCAAAGUAAAAACAGAAGUACUUAAUGGAGAGAAGAAAAUAACACUAAUAAACUAGUCAAGCUAAAUGCUAAUUAGCUAAGCUAGAAGUUACUGUUGGUAAACUACUGGUUAAACUCAACUAUAGUUAAAUCUUAUUUGUGUUUAUUUCAAUACGAGUUAGUUAUUAUCAAAAAAAAUAAACAAGAGAAAUAAAAAGCAGAAAAACAUCAAAUAACACAUUUUGUGUGCAAGUAGGCUUCUGUGGUUUCCCUUAGAAAUUGGACAAUGACACUUAUCAGCAAUCAGCAUAAAAGGGAUACAAUUUCACAACUCUUUUAGGCUAACUGUUGCCCACUUUGGCUACAUUUUCACUUCACCGUUGCUGCUCUGUAAGGUAUGGGCCUCUGUAUAUCCUGAGUUGACCUCCAUGCGAGCCAAUUUACUCUCUCAUGUCUGGCAGUGUAACAGAGCUUGGAUUCAUUCAUUAGUUUGAUGGCAAGAAAAGCCAGGGCAAGAGCUCCUUAUAAGAGGAAUUAGGCUCAGGUUAACAAUCUGCCGGUGUCAGCCAAUCCUAUUAGGAGCUGAAGGUCAGUUGAGACUAACAACCUCCUUACUUUAAGUGUGUAUGUACUGUGGGUGAAGAAUACAUAGCUGGUUAUCAUUUUACUUUAGUAUACAUAUGUAAAGAAAAUGGAUAUGUCAGUGAAAGAGAUUAGACAAUAUAUUCUGAUGCGGAGUACGUUCAUCCUGGAAUGUGCUAUGAGAACAGCUUUUUAAAAAAUUGGCCUAUCAGAUAGAUGGAUUAUCGUGAAUAACAAGA